UGCAGGCUUCACACACACCCGGGCAUCGAGCAGGCUGGUGCUCAGGGGAGCCAGCCGGAGUUGCCUGCCUUAGCUUAGCCACCCUAACCCGGCCAGAGAGUCCUCCGCUGCAGCAUGCAACCAGGGGCCUCAUAACCCACACACACACACUUGCAGCAAGUCCCCUCUCCUCUCCUCUCCUCUCCUCCGACUCGGCAAGAGGUCCGGCCGAGCUGAACUCCGCGGAGCCAUGCGACAGUGGUGCGUCCCCGCUGCGACCCCUCGAACCGAACCACUCCCGGGGCGCCUGUCUGUGUCGCCCCCUCCGCCAGAUGCCAGGAUGGAGUGCUGCGAGGUGGAGCCGCGCUACACCAUCGAGCAGAUCGACCUCCUGCAGCGCCUGCGUCUCUCCGGCAUGACCAAACCUCAGAUCAUCCACGCCUUGGAGUCCCUGGAGAGGCUGGACCCGGACCACCGCCCUCCCCACUGUGACUCUCAACCCGCCCCGUCCAACGCCACCCCCAGCGCGGCCGCUCCUGCCCCGUCCUCCUCUUCGUCCUCCUCCUCCUCGCUCUCCCUAGCCUCUGCCACCACGCAGACCUCCGGCCUGGACGGCGCCGCGCUCUCCCCCAGCAACAGCUACGAGGCCUCCCCUCCGCCCCUCUACCCUCCCAGUGUGGCGGUUCAGCGGACGUUCAGCUACGACAUGAUGGGAGACGAGGAGUGGGACCUGGAGGAGAAGGUGGAGGAGUACAUGAGGAGAGACAGCAACCUGGUGAAGGAGGAGAUCAAAACGUUCCUCAACAACCGCAGGAUCUCUCAGGCAAUCGUAGGCCAAGUAACAGGCAUCAGCCAGAGCUACAUCUCGCAGUGGUUGCUGCAGCAGGGCCUGGAGAUGAGCGACUCCAAACGCCGCGCCUUCUACCGCUGGUACCUGCUGGAGAGGAAUAACCCAGGGCUGAGGUGGAGUGAAAGCCAGCACAGCGUGAGUCCCGUGCCCAGGGCCAGGGGCGGGGACAGAGACGGGACGGUGGCGGGGGCGAGCGGCUGCCUCCCCAACCCCAACACCAACCUCAACCCCAACCCCGUGUGGAGCAGGCAGAGAGAGCUGCUGAUGCACUUGCUGCCGUGGUACACUGCCGCCGCCGCCGCCGCCCAGGCCCAGCCAGGGGCCACCUUGUCGAUGCGGUCUCUGGUGAAGGAGGAGCCUGAUUGGAGGACGGGGAUCAUGGCCGGCGACAGAGCAGCGCUGGUGGGCGGUCCCCUGAGGCUGCGCAGAGGAAGCAGGUUCACCUGGAGGAAGGAGUGCCAAUCAAUCAUGGAGAGUUUCUUCAUGGAGAACCAGUACCCGGACGAGGCCAAGCGAGAGGAGAUUGCCAACGCCUGUAACUCCGUCAUUCAGAAACCUGGCUGUAAGCUGUCUGAGUUUGAGCGUGUGACGGCGCUGAAGGUCUACAACUGGUUUGCCAACCGUCGGAAGGAGAUGAAGAGAAGAGCGAAUAUCGAAGCUGCCAUUUUGGAAAGCCAUGGAAUCGAGGUGCCAAGUCCAAGCUGCCACUCAAACGGUGAGGAGGGAGAGAUGCACGAGUUCGCCGACCAGGUGAAUCAUCGAUUCUCAGAGCAGGAAGAGACCUCUUCCCACAGGAUUGUUGACCAACAAGACCCGUCCUCGUUGGCGUCCACGGAGGCCGCGGCCCUGCCGAGCCCCCCUCAGGUCCUGGAUCGCAAGGAGGAGGAUUCAAAAAGGGAGACUGUGGAUGAAGAGUGACCAAAGCUGGUGGAGUUUGGAUCAUGUUUGAAUUUUAACGAGAUGAAAUAGGGAAAAAAAAAAAAGUGUCUCCUCCUCCUCCACCUCCUCCUCCACCCAUGUAGAGCCUUUUUGGGGCAAAUCGUACCCAGAAAUUCAAAAGGGAGAAGGGUGCUGAAGCUCGCUGAGGUGCCUCUGAUAGUAAGGAGGCCACUGUAUUUAUCAACAGUAAUCCUGCUUAUAUUAACGGCAAUAUACAGUAUAUAUAUAUAUAUAUAUCAAUAUAUAGUGCAUUCCAAGAUGGUAUUAAGAAGCCUAAAUUCCUUAGAGGGAGGAUUAUGUAACGGAUACCUCGCCCGUUUUAAGCUAAGCCUUUUCUUUGUUUCUUCUCUACAUGCCUUCUGUUUGCCUUUUUUUAGAGAGCGUUUGUUUGAUGGACUGUGGUGACGUGAGCGUGCUGAGCCUGCAGGUCAGGUGUGUUUGGGUGUGGGAGUGGGUGUGGGGGGGGGUGUGAACUGGUGGUGUUUCGAGGAUGUAGA
Anoplopoma fimbria (sablefish) is the source of this 2265-nucleotide messenger RNA. RefSeq lists its product as uncharacterized. Lineage: Eukaryota; Metazoa; Chordata; Actinopteri; Perciformes; Anoplopomatidae. Gene Ontology annotation, molecular function: double-stranded telomeric DNA binding. The record is from RefSeq and is a predicted model, not a curated record. Bases 230 to 1747 code for a protein of 505 amino acids. Gene Ontology annotation, biological process: positive regulation of DNA-templated transcription. The transcript has 10 exons. Gene Ontology annotation, cellular component: nucleus.